Messenger RNA from Oryzias latipes (Japanese medaka), 2018 nucleotides. RefSeq names its product VRK serine/threonine kinase 2 (gene vrk2). Lineage: Eukaryota; Metazoa; Chordata; Actinopteri; Beloniformes; Adrianichthyidae. Gene Ontology annotation, biological process: protein phosphorylation. The record is from RefSeq and is a predicted model, not a curated record. Gene Ontology annotation, molecular function: ATP binding; protein kinase activity.
CAAAACCUUCUUAAAUCUGAUUGGCUGUUUGUCAAAUCUGGACGAGUUUCAGGAAGUAAACAAUGGUUUUCCCCUGUAAAAGAGGUGAAAACCCGUGAUAGAUGGACGCCUAAACGAUUUUCGUCGACAGUGAACAUGGCACCACCAAAGAAGAGCACCUUACCCAAACCGCUGCCAGAGGGCUUCAUCCUGACAGACGGCAAGAAGAAGUGGAGGCUGGGCAAACAGAUCGGGCAGGGUGGCUUUGGACUGAUCUAUCUGGCCUCCGAGAACAUAUACCAACCCACUCCAGAGGACACACAAUUUGUCAUCAAAGUGGAGUACAAGGAGAACGGCCCCCUGUUCUCCGAGCUCAAGUUCUACCAAAGGGCAGCCAAACCUGAGAGCAUGGGAAAAUGGAAGACGGAAAAGAAGCUGGAGUUUUUGGGAAUCCCCACAUACUGGGGAUCGGGACUUGCUGAAUACUCUGGCCUCAGCUAUCGCUUCAUGGUUAUGGACCGUUUGGGUACAGACCUGCAGAAAAUCUGUGAGGCCAACGGAGGACGCCUGAAGAAGACCACUGUUCUCCAACUGGGUCAAAGACUGGUGGAUGUGCUGGAAUAUAUUCAUGAAAACGAGUACGUCCACGCAGACAUCAAAGCUGCUAACGUCAUGCUGAGUUACAGAGACUCUGAAGAGGUCUACCUCGCAGACUAUGGGCUGUCCUACAGAUACUGUCCAGGUGGAGCUCACAAAGAAUACAAAGAAAACCCCAAAAAGGGCCAUAAUGGAACCAUUGAGUACACCAGCCUUGAUGCCCACAAAGGCCUUUCACCAUCAAGACGUGGAGAUCUUCAGAUUCUAGGUUUCUGCCUUCUACACUGGUUAUGUGGGUCCUUGCCAUGGGACAAUGUUCUCAAGGAUCCAGCUCUGGUCCAGCAGGUCAAGGCCAGACUGAUGGACGACCUGCCAGACUCUGUCCAGCGGCUGUCGGUGAGGGAGGCCAGCACAGACGAAGUGGCAGCAUUCCUGCUCCAAGUGAAGACUCUGGACUACCAAGAUAAGCCUGAUUACCAGCAUCUCAAAAAGCUACUAGCCGGUUCUGUCGGGGGACAGCUGGACUUCUCGGUGCCUGAAAGACCAGCUGUCAAAACCUCCAACACCCGGGAGAAGCAGAAAGCAAGAGGGCCGCCCAGAGCCAAACCUGGGCCGGCAAAGGGGGACCAUGAAGAACCAGAGAGGAGCAAGUCCAAACCAGUGACCACCCACUUCAUCAGAGGACCACCCCCCACCGAAUCCCAACAGAAGGAAGAGGCUUCACCUCCUGCCAGGAGAACUCUGAGGCCCAGACGUCCAUGCACCUAUGCAGAAGACAGUGGAGAAGAAGGGGAAGUGAGACCCAAACCCAUUCAUUUGGACCAUGUAAGGGGUCCUCCUAGAACUAGAACCCAAUGGAGCGGCAGGAAAACAAAUGAUCUGGCUGUGAUGUCAGGGCAACAAGGAAAUCAACCCCAGCAUCAAAGAGGAAAGCACACGAGGACACAGAGUGACAAGAAGAUGCAAACACACACGGAUUACAGAGAAGGGUGGGAUGAAAGAGGACGCCGCAGUGAUCAGGAGCUGUGGAAACACUCUGUUCACACAGAUCCAAGACAAGAUGCUGCUCCCACGCAGAGACACUCUCACAUGUCCUGGUUCUUCUGGGUCGGCCUUUUUCUCCUAUUGAGUGUUGUGUUACAGUUUGUUAAGGCACAAUAAACCUCCAAUAAACUGAAACUUUUUUUGUCUUUUUAGCAGUUCCCAGAUGUAUGUUUGACAGUAUUUCUUCAAGCUCACAACUUCUGGACUUCACUUGGCAUUUUCACAGUGAUGGGCUGGAAUGAAAGAAAAAAAAUUAUCUUUGAGUAACAGUGAAGAACAUUCUAGAAAAAAAAAGAUUAGACUGAAUAUUUGUAAAAAUGCUAAAAAGAUCAAAUGUGUCGUCCUUCAGUGAUGUCAGGGCUUUUGCAAGACUUCAUAAAAGUAAAAUGGGAAAAACA